UCCAAACGGCAUCAAGAGUGUCAAGUGGCACCAAAAUGAAAAGGGGCCGGUGUUGUGGUUCGUGUUGUUUCGUACCUAAACGGUCCAAAAAUGAAACUACACACGUCGAGGAAAAUUUCGUGCCGCUAGCAAACACUACAUUAAGGAGCCAGCGAGGUUUUUCCGGCACCCUCAUUUGCUGCGGGGUAUUUUUGGCUGCGAUUCAUCGUUGCCCAAGUGCAUGGAGUACGUGUGUGAAUUAGCCUUAAACGUAUUUUUUUUUACUUGUGUGGGAUUAUUAAAAGGCACUGAAACACGUAUGGGAAAUGUAUUACAGGGAUGUUUUACGCGUUUACUAUCAAGGGUAAAUGCGAUAGUCCGAAAAGAACAAUCUUUGCAAGACACUGAGAACAGCCUUAUUUAUUCGGAAGACUUCAAGGAUAGACUGCAUGCCGGUUCGAGCAUCGUUAUAAGAGCAAAAGUGAAGCCGGAAUGCAAAAGGUUUAUAGUGAAUCUAAUGUUGGUGACAGCGUCAAAGUGUGACAUCGGAUUUCAUUUCAACCCCAGAUUAGCUUUAAGAUACGUGGUGAGAAAUUCUCGAAUAAACAAUAUAUGGGGAGAAGAAGAAACUACCUCCGUCGGAAAAGUAGAAUUUUCGAGAAACGAACAAUUUGAAUUGAACAUUGUGUGUACCGAGCGGGAAUUUUUCGUAUCCCUCGAUGGCAAACACAUUUGCGCUUUCGUUUACAGAAUUCCACUGGAGAAUAUAAACAGGAUACAAGUGGAGGGCCCGGUCGACGUUAACGAAAUCGAAUAUAAACAAGUCGAAGUUUACCCGGAACCUUCCCCUCACAUCGUUCCUUUUAGUGUUCCCACGGGGAGCUGCGAUAAUACAGUGGCAGAUCAACAACUGGAAAUACCGAUAACGGCCAAUCUGGAUCUCGGUUUCAAGUGCGGCUGGCAGCUGGAAAUUUCCGGAAGAGUUAAAAUCCUGCCGUCUUCGUUUUAUAUUAAUCUACAGGAGGGACGACAUUUAUGGCCGCAUCCCGUAAUCCCGUUGCAUUUAAACCCUCGAUUUUAUACUUCUUACGGAAACCAUUUGUUUGUGCGGAACAGCUGGACGAACGGAGAUUGGGGCGCCGAGGAGCGGACUCCGGGUUUCCAGUUUACUCCUGGGUCCCCGUUUAAUGUGGCAAUAAGGAAAAUGGACGAUCAUUUUUCCGUAUGGGUGGACGGCAACCUGGCUGGCGAAUUUAACUUUCGAACCCCAGUCGACAAUAUCGAUACCGUUUUUAUACACGGCGACGUUCAAGUGUUCAGCGUUUACUUAAAGGACCACGUGGACGAUAAAUACUUUUCGAAGAGUAGAGAGAAGAUACAUUGUUUGUAACUACAAAAUAUUUGUCAAUGUUCACGCUUUAUUCUUCCGGAGAUGCUUUUACCGAUGUACAAUAAUUAUCGUUUUUAAGCCAAUAAACACAGCUAUAAUAGUAGUGUAGUGUAUUUAAUC
Molecule: messenger RNA, 1489 nt
Organism: Cylas formicarius (sweet potato weevil)
Lineage: Eukaryota; Metazoa; Arthropoda; Insecta; Coleoptera; Brentidae
Product: galectin-8-like
Exons: 8
Coding region: 221-1369 (382 amino acids)
Molecular function (GO): carbohydrate binding; galactoside binding
Source: RefSeq, a predicted model, not a curated record